UCCACCUCAAGGCACAGAACUCUCCUUUGAUAAUCACUCUCUAAAAGCUCUCUCUUAAUCCUUCCCACUCUCGUGUGCCUUUCGUUCAUCAUCCAAAAUGGCCAGCAAGAUCUUAGCGCAGGUGUUCGGAAUGGCGGAUCGGCCCGUGAAGCAGAUCGACCAGAGCAUGCUUACCGGUCUGCUCGGAGCCUUCGAUGAUGAACGGUUCAUGAAGGAACUCCUCCACACCCAUGCCCCUGAUGAGUCCGCGGACAUCAAUGUCCAGUCCCUGUUUGUCCUUGCUGAGAACACACUCCGUGGCUCCACAGGGAUCGUCGAUAGCUUCGUCAACCCUAACAAAGGAAGCCCAGCUGCAGGGGCAUCAACUGGAGGCACGGUGCUGAAGCCCCCAAAGGAUGGUUUCAACCCUCCUUUAUCCACCAUCAGUGAAAUUGGCUGUGAGAUCACUUGCAAGGCAUUGGACACCAAGAACGUGCGAGAGACGAUGAUUUCGGUAUUCCACGAGCUGUCCCCUUACUCAUGGGUGUCCAAGGCGGUCCUCACCCUCUCCGCCUUCGCCCUCCACUAUGCCGACUUCUGGCGCCUGGCCCAUGUCCACACUUCCGACAGGGUUGCCGAGUCGAUGGCCAUCCUCAAGGGGUUACCUGCAAUCACCAAGCCCCACGACCAGCAGAAGAUCCAGGUAUUCGGAGUGCUUAAUGAGAUGGUCAAGACCACAUUGGAUAUGACCGAGUGCAUCGUGGACUUCGAGCAUGAAAGCAAGGACGUUCCCGAGCUGUCCACGGUCAUUGAUAUUUCCGCGAGCGUUUAUCAGAUUAUUGUGACGGUCCUUGCGUGCUCGGUUCAGUUCACUGCUCUCAUCAGCGCAAUUGAUGACUACAAGGGAAGGGACCUGCCCACCUUCGCUCGGAAAGUGAAUGUGAUCCACCACACCAUUAAGCGGCACUACGAACACUUCAAGCAAAAAAAGGAGGAAAUAAGAGAGUACCAAAGGCUGCAGCGCCUUUUUAACGCGCCGACGGACAAUGUGGAGCUGAUCAAGUCGUUUUUCUACAUCAAAGACAACCCUCAGCCACUUUUUUUAGGAUCCAAGAAGGUCACGGACAAGGUGGAGUCUCUGAGGAGGAAGAAAGUGCUGCUGCUGAUCACCGACCUGAAGCUCUCGAGCCACGACAUCUCAACCCUCGUGAAGAUUUACAAUGAGCGCAAAUUUCAGGAAAGCCGGUACGAGAUCUUGUGGGUCCCAGUGGUGGACGAGCCGGUGGCAGAGGAGGUUCUCUCCCAGUUCAAGACCCUCCAAGCCCAGAUGCCCUGGUACUCGGCCCUGAGCCCCAACCUUAUCAACAAAAUAGCGAUCAGGAUCAUCAAGGAGAAGUGGCACUUCCGGCAGGAGAGCAUCGUGGUGGUGAUGGACCAGCAGGGCCGGGUUGAGAACCCGAAUGCAAUGAAUCUGAUCCGCCUAUGGGGCUGGGAUGCCUUCCCCUUCACCGAAUCCGUGGGGCUCACCCUCUGGAGCAGGCGCGACGUCAACUGGUUCGAGCUACUCGUAACUGAUUUUAUCUUCCCAAAAAUAAGCGAAGCGAUCAAAGCGGAGAAGUACAUCUUGCUGUAUGGAGGUGAGGACACGAAGGCCGUCCAGGAACUUGAGGACAACAUCAAGAAGAUAAUCGAUGAUGGCGUCUCGAUAGUAGCAUUUAAUGUCGGGAAGGCGCAGCUCUUCUGGACCCGGCUCGAGAGCUGCAUGCUUUCGAAGCUCCAGACCAAGGGUGAUAUCCACGACUCGCUCAUGCAGGACAUCCUCAAGCUGUAUACCAGCUUCAAGAAGGACGGUGGAUUUGCCGUCUUGUCCCGGGGGUCCCGUGUCGUGCUUAACAGCUCCCUCUUGUUCGUCUCCAGGGUGCUCGUCCAAUAUGACUCAUGGAAGAAGCAGGUGGGCCAGGCUGGGAAGACAUUUGAUUCUGCGGUGGUGGAGUACCACAACAAGAUAUUCGUGCUGCCGCGAUGCCACCACUUUUACAUUCCCAACAUGGUCGGAUACAUCCCGGAGGAUGUCAAGUGUCCAAUCUGCCCUCGGAUGAUGAAGAACAUCGUCAAGUUCGAGUGCUGCCACGGGGCUCAUUAGGUCUAAGAAUGGAACUUCCUACUUAACAGUCUUAAGUAGUUAUGGAAAUUAUAAAUAAGAGCCUCAGCUCUGCGGGUUCUCUAUUGUAUUCCUAGUGUGGAGGAUUUAGACCGAUGUCAGGUCCUCUGUUGUGUCUGUGUGGAUCUUAUGGUUUAUAAAAAACACUAUGAACAUGUUUUAAACUUUGUUCGUAAUGAACUAGCAAUAUGCUUUCCCCA
Punica granatum (pomegranate) is the source of this 2340-nucleotide messenger RNA. NCBI's taxonomy places the organism in Eukaryota, Viridiplantae, Streptophyta, Magnoliopsida, Myrtales, Lythraceae. The record is from RefSeq and is a predicted model, not a curated record.